Messenger RNA from Trichoplax adhaerens, 1077 nucleotides. RefSeq lists its product as uncharacterized. Gene Ontology annotation, biological process: G protein-coupled receptor signaling pathway. Gene Ontology annotation, molecular function: G protein-coupled receptor activity. The transcript has a single exon. Gene Ontology annotation, cellular component: membrane. NCBI's taxonomy places the organism in Eukaryota, Metazoa, Placozoa, Uniplacotomia, Trichoplacea, Trichoplacidae. The record is from RefSeq and is a predicted model, not a curated record. The coding region runs from base 1 to 1077 and encodes 358 amino acids.
AUGAAUGAAUUAAAAGUCAAGUACACUUGCGAGAAUUAUAGCAGCACCUUACUCGUUAAUAUAACUUACGAGUAUAUUCCUACCGAAGAGGCCUUAACAUUAACAGUAGUUGUUUUAAUAUUUUUACUAACAUCACUCGUUGGCAAUAUUGCUGCUGUUGUAGUAGUUUAUCGUAAUCGCUAUCUGCAUGAUCCCUCCGGUAUACUAAUAGGUGCUUUAGCAGUUUCUGAUAUUGGCGUGGGAUUUUCUAGUGUUAUUUCCACCAUAAUCUAUGAUAAUCCUUGCUCAAGACUAAAUCAUGCAGUUUGUGUAUUUCUCGCUUUCAUGUCAAGUUCAUUUAUCGGCUCUACAUACUCAGCUAUAGCAGGUAUUACAGUGGAUCGUUGCAUUGCAAUCUGUAAACCUUUACAUUAUCGACAAUAUGUUACAAACACCAGAAUAAUUCAGAUUCUUCUUUUCAAUUGGUUGUGUAUUCUUGCUCUAGCAGCUCUACCGAUUAUGGGAUUACAACAAUAUGGUAUAGGAAAAUAUGAAUAUGUUCCCUAUUUAACGUCGUGUUGGAUUGAUAUUACUGCAUAUAGUAAAAAUUACUUGGCUAUUAUUGUUUUUUACUUGCCUGUCUUCUCAAUACUGAUACUUGUCAUGAUAUGCUAUGUUAUAAUUCUUCUCAAAGCAAAUAGUACUUUUAAACGAAUGGCAAUUUCAGGUUGGAUCUAUAAUGAAAAUAAGCAAUUACUGAAGAAAUCAACGCGAACGACUAUUAUUGUUGUGGGUGUCUUUUUUAUAUGUACAACUCCAGGCCUUGCAUUAACAUUUGCUACGCUAGUUAAUCAAGGAUCUGUUGUGUCUGGUAAAGCCUAUAAAUAUUUAUUAAAUUGGGGAAUAUACGUCAAUAUUACGGUUAAUCCUUUAUUAUUUGGUUUCUCUCAUAAAGAUUUUAGACAUGGCUAUCAUGAAAUAUGUUCACAUUUUUACUCAAAAAAAUCAAAAAUUUCUGAUAUCAGUCUACCGAUACGACCAUCUGUCAAUCCUUCAAUAUUAUCGGGAUAUAAUUUAGUUCAAAAUAGUACACUUUAA